Penicillium waksmanii is the source of this 1977-nucleotide messenger RNA. Its product is annotated as putative G1/S-specific cyclin Pcl5. Gene Ontology annotation, cellular component: cyclin-dependent protein kinase holoenzyme complex; nucleus. The coding region runs from base 1 to 1977 and encodes 658 amino acids. Gene Ontology annotation, biological process: regulation of cyclin-dependent protein serine/threonine kinase activity. Gene Ontology annotation, molecular function: cyclin-dependent protein serine/threonine kinase regulator activity; protein kinase binding. The transcript has 3 exons. The record is from RefSeq and is a predicted model, not a curated record. Lineage: Eukaryota; Fungi; Ascomycota; Eurotiomycetes; Eurotiales; Aspergillaceae.
AUGAAUCCCUCCGCGUCUUCGGAUAUGUCGGGGAUGGACGUCUUGGGUCUUCAUAUCUCAAACCCAACUUUGAAAGCGUCCCACCCUCACCCCUAUGCCUCCUCGAUCGCCUCGUCCGCCUCGUCCUCGUCUUCCUCCGUCUUCUCCCUGGAUGCCUCUCAGAGCUCCAUCUCUUCGACCGCCACUAACCCGGUCGAUGUAAUCUGGGAGAAUGAUGUGGAUAACCAGCCGGCGGCGAGACCUUCGGUCGCAUGCCCCCGGGCCUUCGUCAAGGGAGUUCAUCCCAAGAUUGACGGUCCGGUACCGCCGGAGUUGCGUACGCAUCCCCGGCGCACCAACGUCGCGGCCAACGGCCCCGGCGCGCGUCCCCCACCUUGUUUGCUUCGCCAGUCGGAGCGCAAAGUGAGCUUCGUCGAUAACCUUGUCGAUACGGCAUCGCAAAUCGUCGAAAACAUCUGGCCCCUCUCCGCCGCGGCAUCCCGCAGCGAUGCCGCGACCGGCUCGAAAGGCGUCCUGCCUCUCCGGACUUUCAUCCAAGAGACUCUUCGUCGUUCGCGCACUAGCUACAGCACCCUGCAGGUGGCCCUUUACUACUUGAUUAAGAUCAAGCCGCAUGUGCCCUGUAACGACUUCACCCGGGAACAAUCUCGGGAUCAGUCCGCUACUCGGGCCAUGCAGUGCGGUCGCCGGAUGUUUCUGGCGGCCUUGAUUCUCGCUUCUAAGUAUCUACAGGACCGCAACUACUCCGCCCGUGCUUGGAGUAAGAUUUCGGGCUUGAACACCCUCGAAAUCAACCAAAACGAGUUGAUGUUUCUGCAAGCAGUUGGGUGGCGGCUACACAUCUCGGAGGCGACUUUCCAGCGAUGGACCGACUUGGUCCUCAAAUUGACCCCCGGUGCCGGUGGUCCUCCAGCCAGUGAGGGCCAGUGCUGGCGGACAGUUCUCCCCCGGUUGACUCCGGAGUUGGAUUCCGUCGACUCUGAACCGACGACCCCGGUCUCGGCGAUGGGUGGGAUGGAUUUAGGCCUGGCCGACUCUCCCUCCCCGCGUAGUGCGGCGAGCAACGAGUCGAUCCAAUCGACUUCUCGCGAGCAGACUCCAACUUGCCCGCGCAGUUUGCCCCGGGCUCUGGAGCCGACUCCCCGGAUGGAGUUUAUGACCCCCCAGACACAUGUUGCUUGCACUCCUGCUGCGAAUGCGGCAACAUGUGGUCCCCGUCGCCCCUCCAUCGGUACGGCGAUGUCCCAGGCGCAGAACAUGGGCAUGGCGCGAUCCACUUUGGAUCAGCGCCCGCCUUUUUCGUUCUACCCUCGGGCUCAGUCGUUCGAUGGAUACCCCGCAGCGGCCCGCCGGUCCUCUCUGGCUCGGUCAACAUCUUCAGCAUCGUCGCCCGACUCCAUGGUUUCCGACGUGUCGACCUUGUCGUCGCGCUCUUCUCGCUCCUCAUCGGUCUCAUCUAAUGCUUCUGGCGCCGGUGCCCCCGUUCCUUCACGGCUUGCCGUCAAGGCAACUCUACGCUGUACUAGCAACUCUCUUAAGGAGAGUCGCAAGAUUUUAGCCACCGCUUCGCCGAUCGACGAAAGCACCUUGGCCGAUCUCUACAGCUCGCCCGAUUACCCGGGCGCGAUGGGCUCCGCACCGGAUCUGUCGCAGUUCUCUCUUGAUUCCAGCCUGAGCGAAGCAGCACAGAGUUUGUGCGAGCUCUCUGGUGCAACCCCCGAGCGCCGACAAUGUCGCAAGCGCGGGCGCACCGGUUCCGAUGAUCUCCUCCUUCAGAACCACGUUCGCCAUUUGAUUGAUGUAGGCGCCUCUGGUGUCCCGUCAUCCAUAUUACCCGAUGGGCACUUGGCGACCUCUUUCCUGAUGGCUAAUGGCCCUUCAGUCUCAGGUCCUGCCGGUAUGAAACGGGCCUGCUGCGGCAGUGAGGCACGCAAAGUCGCCCUGAACCCAAGCAUUCGUGCGGAUUACCUGAAUUGA